CCGGGCUCGCAGAGGCUGCACGGUGUGGGAGGCCUGGCUAACCGGCGCUUGCCUUCUCCGCAGGUGCUGUUGGCAGCAGCCGUCUGCACAAAGGCGGGGAAGGCCAUCGUCUCCCGGCAGUUCGUGGAGAUGACUCGAACCCGCAUCGAGGGGCUGCUGGCGGCUUUCCCAAAGCUGAUGAACACGGGGAAGCAGCACACCUUUGUGGAAACGGAGAGCGUGCGGUACGUCUAUCAGCCGAUGGAGAAGCUCUACAUGGUGUUGAUCACCACCAAGAACAGCAACAUCCUGGAAGACCUGGAAACACUCCGACUCUUCUCCAGAGUGAUCCCUGAAUAUUGUCGAGCUCUGGAGGAGAAUGAGAUCUCCGAACACUGCUUUGACCUGAUUUUUGCCUUUGAUGAAAUUGUUGCCCUGGGCUACCGUGAGAAUGUAAACCUGGCGCAAAUUCGGACCUUCACCGAGAUGGACUCGCAUGAAGAAAAGGUGUUCCGAGCAGUCCGAGAGACUCAGGAGCGCGAAGCAAAAGCUGAGAUGCGCCGUAAAGCGAAGGAGUUGCAGCAGGCCAGGAGAGACGCAGAGAGACAGGGCAAAAAGGCACCCGGGUUCGGUGGCUUUGGUAGCUCGGCCGUGUCUGGGGGCACAACGGCAGGCAUGGUACACGAGGCCACCAUUACAACCGAGGGAGGAGGAAUCUGUUGCCCUGAGCUGACUCGGAGAUUCUUGUGCCUUUUGUUUAGGCCUUCAGGUCCCAGUAAAGCCUUGAAACUCGGCGCUAAGGGGAAGGAGGUGGACAACUUCGUGGACAAGCUGAAAUCAGAAGGAGAAAAUAUCAUGACUUCCGUAGGCAAGCGCUCUACAGAAGCAGCCAAAGUUCUUGCUCCUCCCAUUAACAUGGAGAGCGUGCACAUGAAAAUAGAGGAGAAAAUUUCCUUGACUUGUGGCCGUGACGGGGGCUUGCAGAACAUGGAGCUGCACGGCAUGAUCAUGCUGCACAUUUCCGACGAAAAGUUUGCACGGAUUCGCCUGCACGUAGAAAAUGAAGACAAGAGGGGAGUGCAGCUACAGACUCACCCCAACGUGGACAAGAAGCUUUUCACUGCAGAAUCGCAGAUUGGUUUGAAGAACCCUGAGAAGUCAUUCCCUAUUAACAGCGACGUGGGCGUGCUGAAGUGGAGGUUGCAGACGACGGAAGAGUCCUUCAUUCCAUUGACGAUUAACUGCUGGCCAUCAGAAAGCGGGAACAGUUGCGAUGUUAACAUUGAAUACGAGUUGCAAGAGGAGAGCCUAGAGCUGAACGAUGUGAUCAUCACCAUCCCCUUGCCGUCCGGUGUUGGCGCCCCGGUGAUUGGGGAGAUUGAUGGCGAGUAUCGCCACGACAGCCGGAGAAAUCUCCUCGAGUGGUGCCUGCCAGUGAUAGAUGCCAAAAACAAGAGUGGCAGCCUGGAGUUCAGCAUAGCAGGGCAGCCAAAUGACUUCUUCCCCGUGCAAGUCUCCUUCAUCUCCAAAAAGAACUAUUGCAACAUACAGGUUACCAAAGUGACCCAGGUAGACGGGAACAGCCCUGUAAGGUUUUCCACCGAAACCACCUUCCUGGUGGACAAGUACGAAAUCCUGUAACGCCAGCCGUGGGGAAUCGCAGAGGAAGAAAUUU
This is a messenger RNA of Balearica regulorum gibbericeps (East African grey crowned-crane), 1654 nucleotides long. NCBI's taxonomy places the organism in Eukaryota, Metazoa, Chordata, Aves, Gruiformes, Gruidae. The record is from RefSeq and is a predicted model, not a curated record.